UUCCGUAUUCAACAGCAAACGAGAUUGUACGAGAUAUCCGGAAGUAGGUGAAGAGAACGAUGAUCCCGAUCUAAAGAGAACAAUAAAGGACUCCUCUUGUUUUAGUGUUGUUGGGUCAUGUUUGGCUCGUAACUAGCGAUGUUUUGUUCGCAGAAAGUAUUACAUCGACAAUGUCAAAUCAAAGUACUGGACUAACUCGGCUCAGCGAGGAGAGCUUGACACGGCCCCCAGAGGAGGUCUUUGAUAUUGUGGGCAAGUUAGGAGAAGGAUCCUAUGGCAGCGUUUACAAAGCCCUCCACAAGGAGUCGGGCCAGGUGCUGGCCAUCAAACAGGUGCCGGUGGACACGGACCUGCAGGAGAUCAUCAAAGAGAUCUCCAUCAUGCAGCAGUGCGACUCGCCCUACAUCGUCAAGUACUAUGGCAGCUACUUCAAGAACACAGACCUAUGGAUUGUGAUGGAGUAUUGUGGGGCGGGCUCUGUGUCAGACAUCAUGAGAUUGCGGAAGAAAACUCUGACAGAAGAUGAGAUUUCCACCAUCUUGUACUACACCUUGAAGGGCCUAGAGUACCUGCACUCGCGCCGCAAGAUUCACCGCGACAUCAAGGCUGGCAACAUUCUGCUCAACACAGAGGGUCAUGCCAAGUUGGCCGACUUUGGGGUGGCUGGACAGCUUACGGACACCAUGGCCAAGCGGAACACUGUGAUAGGAACUCCGUACUGGAUGGCGCCCGAGGUCAUACAGGAGAUCGGCUACGACUGUGUCGCUGACAUCUGGAGUUUAGGUAUCACAGCUUUAGAGAUGGCAGAAGGCAAGCCCCCGUAUGGUGAUAUACACCCCAUGAGAGCCAUAUUUAUGAUCCCAACGAAACCGCCCCCGUCUUUCCGAAAGCCUGAUAAGUGGUCAGCCGAGUUCAUCGACUUUGUGUCCAAAUGCUUGAUGAAGAAUCCAGAGCACAGAACCACUGCAGCUCAGUUGCUACAACAUAACUUCAUAAAGAACCGUGAGCCGUGCUCGGUGCUGUACAGCAUGCUGCAAGAAGCUAAAGAGAUCCAGGAGGCUCAGGCUAGCAUAUUGGCCAACGGAGAAGAAUCGGGUGAAGACGAUGACACGGACGGCACCAUGGUGAAGAAAACAGACCAGGAAGGGACGAUGAAGGCCCAGGUGGAGGGUACUCUGACCCCAAGCGGCACCGUGGUGGUCAACAGCGAGGCCUCCACGCUACAGUCUGAACUGGGCACCAUGGUCAUCAACUCCGACUCAGACUCGGAGGACGGCACCAUGAAACGUCACAGCACAGCGAGCGGCGGGGAGCAGUAUCGCCCCUCCUACCUGGACCAUUUCGAUAAGCAGGACCAGGAAAAGUCGAAAGCUACCCCCGCUGCACCGGCGGCAGCCAACAACAACAACAAUCAGCAGCAAUCUCAGGGCCCCAGCCAGCAACAAGUGCAGCAGCAGCCGCAGCCGCAGCAAGCUCCACCCAAGCAGAUAACCCCGCCCCAUCAUUUCCAGCGCUCUUUCAUUGAUGGAGAUUUUGAAUUUUUACGGACUCUUGCUUUUGAAGACUUGCAGCGGCGACUGACCGACCUUGACCCAGAAAUGGAGCGAGAAAUUGAGGAGCUGCGAGCUCGUUAUCAGGCGAAGAGGCAGCCAAUCUUGGAGGCCAUUGAUGCUAAGAAAAAACGACAACAAAAUUUUUGAAAUGCUAAUCUUGGGCUAGUGGGUCUGGGAUUGUGUGUGAGGGGGUAGAUAAUAUAUUUGGCUUGAAGAGGAUUGGAGGCUACAUGUUCUUACUGUAAGGGUUAGAGGCUACAUGUAGGCUACAUAUUCCUCCUAUAAGGCUUAGCAGCUACAAGUUCCUGCUGUAAGGGUUUGGGGCUACACGUUUCAUCAGCUGUUUUACAAUGAGGUGAUGUGGUGUUAGAUGGAUUGUCUGCCUUGUCAAUCUGUACAUAUAUACUUGUUGCAGUGAUAUCUUUGUUUUCACACAACUGAAACUUAUUUUGGUUGAAUCAUGAUUUAAGACAAAUGCCGUGUGGAGCCAGUACAGCCGGGAAGAAAGAUGUGAAUUCUCUAGUGCUCUACACAGCUCAUGCUUGACUAGUCGAGAAUUGAAUUGUCCCAUUGAAACUUCAUCAUGAAACCUCGAUGCACAUACCUCCAGGUUUCAGAAACCUCGCCCGUCAUUCCUAUCUACCGAAUUAUCACUGAACUGAACAAUGGCUUUAUUAUUAUAUGCAUUUUUACUCAUGCAACUGAAAGUGUCUGCUCAAAUAGUGCAAUGCAUUUAUUGUAGAACAGUUUAUUAACAGAUCAUCCAUCCUUUGAGCACACUAUUGUCAUGAAGAUAAGAAGCAAAGUUUUCACACCAUGCUGUUGAGACAGUUCAAUGGACUUGCUUUCAAAAAUGUCUUGCUGUAUGUCAGAGCACAGUGUCAUGUCAGUCUCUGCAGGCCGGGCGGUAGACUUUUGUGUCAGAUUUGUACCUCUUGUAAUACAGAAAUUAGUUGUGUUACGAAUUCGUAUCAUCGCCCGUGCUUUGGAAUUCUGAAACAACUUUCUGGAGGAAUUAUCGUGUGGACAAGCUCUGGGGAACAGAGACUGCAGACAUUGGGUUUGAGACAUACGUUGAUGAGAUUUUUAAACGGAAUUAAUCAUGUCAUUCUCAGUCACUUUCAUGGAAUUGUUUUUGUCUUUGAAGUAACUUUUGAUAUUUUUCAUCUAUUACCCUAGACACAAAUAUUGUUCUUGAAAUCAUACUGGUCAUUGUCUUUCUUGUGCUACCCAUUUUAGUUCCACUUGUUUUUUUUUCUUCCUUCUCUGAUUUAUUUUCAAUUUGGGGAAAGUGGGAGUUUCUUUUUAGCCUUUGGACAAAAUAUUUGGUAGCGGGGUACUGCUGUGUAUGGUGUCUCUCUCUGCACCACAGAUGGGAAGAAUGUAGUUGCAGGGGCAGAUAGGAGUGAAAUUAUGAGAGCUGACGUCUCCUGGGUGCAGAUAAAAGACUUCUUGACUCAUUUAAAACUCUUGCGCGCUUAACGUUUUGUUUGGGCUAGUAUUUAACGAUUUUUGUUAACUGUUGAAGCCAUCUGUAGUGCUGGGUGAAGGGGCAGAAUUUGUCACAAGAUAUUUGCAUUAGUUUUCAGAAGAAUGGAAGGUCUCAGACCUUUAAUGUUACGAGAAUACAGGUACAAAGUGAAAAAUAUGGUGGGAUAGUUAAAAACUUGGUAUUAGCUUGGAUGGUGAUGAUUGUCAGUGAAAAUUGUACUUCCUUUUUUUGCAUUUUCUUUUUCUUGUAUAUGAUUUUAAAAAAAUAUUUUGGGAAAGGUUUUUGUUUAAAAAAAAUAAUUUUAAUAAAUAUUCCUUUUUUUUUUUCUGUCUUUAAUUUUGAGUCCACGUUUCUCAUUGAGAGACUCCAUGUUUUUGAUGGUUGACAACAUAAUACUGUAUAGUUGUAGCUGUAAUAAUGAUGGUAGUGUGUGCUGUGUUGUUGUAUGGACAUGUCUUUUAUGUUUGGAGUCUUCCAGCCUUGGGCACAGCCCUUUAGCACAAAGUAAGUGAAUGAAUCUGACCUGAGCUUUUCUCUCAUACACUGGUGGUGUGGGGGACAAAGUUACCUUGUCUUGGUCUCUACAGAGAAUAUAACCCAGUGCUUUUUUCGGCUCCUGAUCACGGAAUUUGAAAAUUAAAUUAAAAUCAAAAGAUUUGUACGACUGUAGCUAUCGAGACACACAAUGCAGUAAGUUGAUCAAACAACUUCAUGCCUUGGUUCUGUAUCUCUGUCAAAUUUUACCUGCCACCCACAGGAGAAAGGUUUUUAUCAUAGGUGUAACCAGGUACCUGCCGAUUCCCGACACAUUAUGUUUUAAUGCUGCUAUCUUGUAUUGUCUAUCGUUGACCAUAAUGUUUGUGACAACUUUCCGGUGAAUCUUUUUUCUGUGCCAGCAUAGUUGAGAUUCUCAAUCAAGAUAGGCGAGUGCCGACUGCUGGUCACAUGUUACAACCAUCAGUGAAGUAAGGAUGUUUCUUUUUUGUCAGUGGGAAUUAAUUUUAUUUACCUCUCUUUUUGGAUUAACUAGUUGUUUUUUUAUUGAAAAAAAAAAAAGAUGUUUUAUUACCGCUGUUUUCGGAUUAACGGUGGUCUGUUUAAGUUUAAGUGGACUAUGCUGUGUGUGAAUUCAGAACUGCAGGGAAAUAUGUUGAAAAGCCAGUGAAGCCAUGUAUGUGUUUAUUGUCUCUCUGGCAGAACAGGUACACGGGCGUAGAUAUAUAUAUAUUGAUACAUUGAUUUAGAAUGAUGGGCCGAGGCAUUUUUGAACAAUUCUGGUCAUGUAUGAUAAAUACCUCUGGACUUGAACACUGUGUUCCCGAUGCUGUCACUGUAGGUAGGUGUGUGAUUGUCACCAGUGUGUGUGUGUGUGUGUGUGUGCUAGCAUUGUGUCAGGCAGGUGUGUUUCUCUUGGGACGGCAGAGUAGUGCAUUGUGUUGAAGGUUGUUUGUCGUUCUUCAUUCUAUAGAAACUUGGGGGGGGGGGGGGGGAUUUCUGUUUGUCAGGCUGCCAAAGCCUGCUACUAGAAAGGACGUAAAACUUCCGUUGUUGAAGCUGCGUGCUCCAACUUGCUGCCUUCUGAUGCUUUGUCCAUUUAUUUGUGUGUAGACAUCUAAGAACGUUGGCUGACAGAUCUUGUUGUACUUGUACACUUUGCACAUGGCUCUGGCAUUUUUCUUUUUCUUUAGGAAUUAAAAAAAUAGGAAAGUAUGGUCUGUGCUGACUGUAUUAUAAGGAAGUAAACAUUUACAGAGUGGACAGCAAUGGUAUGUAUUAAUAUUCUUCGCAUGUUAAUGAAUUUCCAAAUGUUUCUAUUUAUGAAUUGUGUUGUACAGUUUGUGUGGGAAUUGACAGUGAUAAUCUGAUGGGUAAACAAGCAAGGCAGAGGUAGACCAAGAGAAACUUUUGUGUAAAACCUGAACAGAUGGGUGACCAGGAAACGCCAGGAUGAUAUAUAGGAUUUGUUUGAGAGCGUCUGAAUGGGGAACCAUGAUUGCCGAUGUUUGUUCUAUACUUGGCACUUCAUGAUGAUGAAUCUGAUGUGCCUGAUGUUGAUGACUGGAGACCAAGAAAGAGGGAAUUUCGUGUUUCUCUUUUUUUUUCUCUCCUAGGGAUCGUUGUCGCAUUCUAAGCGAAUUUUUCUGCAAUUUCUGUAACUGGUUUCUCAUAUCCUUCCAACUGUUCUCUCUCCCUCAAGGGUUUUUGCUUGCAAUUCUUUUUUCUAUGGAUAGAUUUGAUAAAGUCUAUUUCUGUGGAUAGAUUUUAUAAACUCUAUUUCUAUGGAUAGAUUUCAUGAAUCAUUUUUCUGAAAUAUACUUUAUUGUUUGCUUGAUUGUCGUAACUGUCUGGGUCAAAGAAUUCUGUCUGAGUUUUUUUCUUUCCCCUUUACUCCUUUUUUUUCUUUCCCCUUUACUCCUUUUUUUUCUGUUUUUUAUUUCUACUUUUGUAAUUUUUUUGAUGGCUGUAGGUCACAAUAACAUAAUGAUCUGAUGAGUGAGGAGUGUGGAGGUGUGUGAGAGUUGGGAGUGCUCUCUCUCUCUCUCUCUCUCUCACUCAGGAACUAGGGACCUCCAUGAGAAAGAAUGAUUGCUGUAAUUCAAUUAAUUUUUUAAUUUUUGUUUGGUAAGGUGAGAAAAAUGUGAAGUCUGUUCGAGAUGGGAUCAAGUGGACAAAUGGAAUUAUUGGAUGGAGAGAAUGUGAAAGGAACACAUGGGGCUGUAAUUAUAAAUAAUUUAAAUCUGUCUUUGCACAUGUCAUGUGGAUGAGUUGAUGGCUGGCGUGAUGUCACUAGAAUGUCGUUACCGAGACCAAGGUUAGUGUUACCGCCAAGAUGCCUCUCUUUUGUUUUAUGAUUACAGUCCUUUGAGUUUUCCUACUUCCCGUCUACCUGCGCUGAUUGUCCAGUAAGAAAUGCAUUUAGUUGUGUUUUAAUCUCUUCUUCUCUUUUUGUUUUUCUCUUUAUUGUAUAGAUUUAGUUUUUAAUCAUGUGUACCAAAACAGGGUUUGUGUGAUAACCAGUUACCCAUAGUUACAUAUUAUAUACAUGUGUAUGAUAUGCAUAUAUUGUGCAUGUGUACUCAUUUAUAUAUAUUAUCUUUAUGUAAUUGCAUUUGGGUUCAUCUUCAUCAACACCCCACCCUCCCCCCUCCCCCAGGUAUGCAGUGAAUUUGACGUGCUUAUCUGUAUGGAGCAUGAUGUACACAUUCGGUAAUUUAAACAUCUCACUAGUGUCGAGUAACAGUGUCCAAGCCAAUCAAGCCAAUGGCAUCUCUCUUCUUAGUCUGUCAAUAGUCGUGCAACGAACAUGGUUUAAAAAAAAAAGAAGACUAUUGUUGUUUCUUAUUGCGUGCGACCCACGAUCGUCUGUUUGAAAUUUCUAUUGUUAUUCGGUACAUGCCUUGUAUAAGAAGCAGACUGUUUUCUUCUGUUAGUGUGCAGCCAUCAGUAUUAUUAUCAUACGUAAUUCUUUUCGCUUUAAUGGAAGUCUUAUAUUUUCCUUGCGUCAAAUAUUUCACCGGAACUGUUAAGAUUUUAGGAGAGAGAUGUGAAGCCCCCAAGUUUUGAAAGGCUUCUGGUAAUAAUGUAAGCAGGCGACAUCAGUUGUGAAUGAUGUUAUUCUUUUCAUUCAAUCAUUAUGUGAACAUUGCGUGGAACAUUUCUCAAUUUCUGGCAUAGCUGUUGGUGUACGAGCGCGAGAGAGAAAAAGAGAGAGAGAUGUGGUCUAUUGUUGUUUGACUGUGUGCUCAGAGAUGUCCUCUGCCCUCUCAAGUGGGAGCUAAGAUUGCAUGCAGUUCUUGUGUGAUGUAACUUAUAUAAAAGGGAGUGCUUAUUUGGGCCCCCCCCCUCCCCCAACCUUAUUUGGGUUACCCUUGCAUGGCGAUGAUAAUUGAUCUCUAGAAUUGAAGAGUUAGUUUUAUUUUGAGUAUCUUUGUUUUUCAGUGUAGGUUUAUCCCUGUGCUCAAAAACAGUAUACCACUACCAGUGUAUAGAUUAUAGACUAUAAUUUAGUAUAACACAGAUGUUUUGGAAAAAAAAGGCUGGCGAUCUCCGCUUUUUGCCCCAUGCGUACUGGAACAACGAUAAUAACUUUAUAUUGGUUAUGGUUAGGAUUAUGAAUUAUAGUAUAGUAAACGUUGGGGCCAAAAGUGGAUUAUCAAUAUAUCACAAAAGACUAAAUGCUUGUUAAUUUCAGUAAAAUGGAUGAUCAAUCCUCUGAUCUAUGUGAUUUUUUAAAUCCUCUUGGAUCUAUGUGAUUCUACAUUCUACUCAAUGAUAGUGUCAUUCAGAGGCCAAGACAAGGCAAACUAGAUCUAGAUUACAGACACAGAGUAGAGUUGCAAACUAUAUAAGGUACAGAGGGGAUGAAUGUUUGAUUAUGUAGGCGAGGGUAGCCCAAAUGAGCUUAUCCAAAGUUUCCUGUGGGUAGUGACUUUAUUUGGACUACAUAUAGCUCUAUUAAUAAAGGGAGUUCCUGUUUGGGCUACACAUAGCCCAAAUAAGGUCACCCAACUUAUAAUGCCAGCUUAUUUGAGCUGACACUCUAGAAAAUACAACCCAGGUGAAUGAAAAUGAUGAAAAGUUUAAAAAAUAAAAAGCCUGUGGGAAAAUAAAUAUUCUACCUGUACACCCCAAUCAUUUAAUUGUGUUCAAGUUGACUGAUGAUGAUUAAUAACAAUAUGAUUGUACAAACCAUUGGUUGAAAUAAACUUAGAACAGAGAAAGACUCA
This is a messenger RNA of Aplysia californica (California sea hare), 7772 nucleotides long. RefSeq names its product serine/threonine-protein kinase 3. The transcript is spliced from 12 exons. Bases 171 to 1700 code for a protein of 509 amino acids. Gene Ontology annotation, cellular component: cytoplasm. The record is from RefSeq and is a predicted model, not a curated record. Gene Ontology annotation, molecular function: protein serine/threonine kinase activity; ATP binding. Lineage: Eukaryota; Metazoa; Mollusca; Gastropoda; Aplysiida; Aplysiidae. Gene Ontology annotation, biological process: protein tetramerization; intracellular signal transduction; regulation of MAPK cascade.